GCUGGGCCGCAUUGAGACAGUUGGCGGAGUCGUGUGGCCAUCGCGGGAGAAGGGGGAUCCGAGGAACGCCGGUUUUCCCGAAAUCUUACGCCCGCCAUUAGUACUGCCCGCAUGGUACCGAGUCCUCACUAAGCGGCGGCGGCGAAGCCUUAGGGGCGGCGCCGCGGAGGCGGCUCGGGGUCGAGUCUUCCUGUAGCCCAUACUUCCUCCUGCGGCGGCCGUCUCGGCGGGCGGGAUGGCGGCGGCGGCGGCCCGGGGGAGCGGCCGCGCAUCUGCCCCCUGGCUGCUUCUGCUCCUGCUGGUUCCGCUGCUGUGCGUUCCAGCUGGGGUCCGGGCAGUCCCGGACGAAGACCUUAGCCACCGGAACAAGGAACCGCCGGCGCCUGCCCAGCAGUUGCAGCCGCAGCCCGCGGCCGCGCAGGGCCCCGAGCCAGCCCGGGCUGAGAAAGGACUCACACCAGCAGCCCCAGUUCAUAACAAUAAAGAAGACCCAGAUACCCAGACAAAUUUGGGAUUUAUCCAUGCAUUUGUCGCUGCCAUAUCAGUUAUCAUUGUAUCUGAACUGGGUGAUAAGACAUUUUUUAUAGCAGCCAUUAUGGCGAUGCGCUAUAACCGUUUGACAGUGUUGGCAGGUGCUAUGCUUGCCUUGGGCCUAAUGACGUGCUUAUCAGUUUUGUUCGGCUAUGCCACCACAGUCAUCCCUAGGGUGUAUACAUACUAUGUUUCAACUGCAUUAUUUGCCAUUUUUGGCAUUAGAAUGCUUCGAGAAGGCUUAAAAAUGAGUCCAGAUGAAGGUCAAGAGGAACUGGAAGAAGUUCAAGCAGAAUUAAAGAAAAAAGAUGAAGAAUUUCAACGAACCAAACUCUUAAAUGGACCAGGAGAUAUUGAAACGGGUACAAGCACCACGAUACCUCAGAAAAAGUGGCUGCAUUUUAUUUCACCCAUCUUUGUUCAAGCUCUUACAUUAACAUUCUUAGCAGAGUGGGGCGAUCGCUCUCAACUAACUACGAUUGUUUUGGCAGCUAGAGAGGACCCCUAUGGUGUAGCAGUGGGUGGAACUGUGGGACACUGCUUAUGUACUGGAUUGGCUGUAAUUGGAGGAAGAAUGAUAGCACAAAAAAUCUCUGUCAGAACUGUGACAAUCAUAGGAGGCAUCGUAUUUUUGGCAUUUGCAUUUUCUGCACUAUUUAUAAGUCCUGAUUCUGGUUUUUAACAAACUAUUUGUUCAUUUGUAGUUAAAGAUAGGUCACUCUUGUGUUUAUGUACAUAGUGUACAUUAUAACUAAGUAAUAGAAAAUAACUGUACUUUGUAGCAAUGAGUUAUUAUGUCCAAAAGAAAUAAUCAUUGAUUCUAUUUGCAACAUGGAUUUUUAAAAGAAACCUGAUGUUGUAAGUGUGGAUUUUUCUUUUCUCUAGCAUAAUUAUGUUAAUAUGGUCUCCAUUUUUGAGAGUGUUCUUGACUUUUUUCAGGGGGGCAGUGUAUACAGAACCAUUGUGCAGUGGAAUCUACCACUUGAUUUUCUUUCAGCACUGACCCCUUUAUAAGGAAUAUACAUUUCUUCUUGAAUCACUGAGAUAUUUUAAGAUGUUUAUCUUAAAAUUUUUCCUGGGGGAAGAAUGAAUCAGUUUCUAUUUUUAAAGUAUUUACCCCAGCCAGUAAGCAGUAGUUUAAAUCAUGUCUUUUCAAAAUGAGGGUUUUUAAAAAAUAAAUAAAAGGCAAGAGAAAUGAAUUACAGUCAGCUCUCCAUAUCCAUUGGUUGGCAUCCACAGAUUCAACCAAGCACAGAUGGAGAAUAUUUGAAAAAAUGUUACAUUGUUGCUGAUAUACUCUGUAGUUAGGCCUGCAAUAGGCGGUUGUGUCUGUACUGAACAUGCACAGUCUUUUCUUGUCAUUAUUCCCUAUAUACAGCAUAAUAACUAUAGCAUUUACAUUGUAUCACGAAUUAUAAUCUAGAAAUGAUUUAAAGUAUAUGGAUGUGCAUAGGUUAUGAAAACACUACGCCAUUAUAUUUAAGAGAUUGGAGCAACCGUAGGGUUGGGGGAGGGUCAUGGAACCAAUCCCCCCUCAAAUACCAGGGGAUGACUGUACUGUUAUAUCAAUAAUAUGACAAGAAUUGUUUGCCAGGUCCAUUCUUCUUUUUUAAUUGGGUAGGAAACCCAAUAUAAAAACAGUCAAUAUUUGACAAUGUGGAAUUACCAAAUUAAGAGAGAAUACUAUGAGUGUAUUCAUAUUUUUUCUAUACUGAAUAAACAAUGUAACAGAGAUACAAUACAAAUAAAAGUGGUAUGACCUGUG
Messenger RNA from Pteropus alecto (black flying fox), 2296 nucleotides. It is a transcript of the gene TMEM165, whose product is annotated as transmembrane protein 165. Lineage: Eukaryota; Metazoa; Chordata; Mammalia; Chiroptera; Pteropodidae. Bases 236 to 1213 code for a protein of 325 amino acids. Gene Ontology annotation, cellular component: Golgi apparatus. The record is from RefSeq and is a predicted model, not a curated record. Gene Ontology annotation, molecular function: calcium ion transmembrane transporter activity; manganese ion transmembrane transporter activity. Gene Ontology annotation, biological process: Golgi calcium ion transport; calcium ion transmembrane transport; Golgi calcium ion homeostasis. The transcript has 6 exons.